Pyrgilauda ruficollis (rufous-necked snowfinch) is the source of this 11033-nucleotide messenger RNA. It is a transcript of the gene ASXL1, whose product is annotated as ASXL transcriptional regulator 1. The transcript has 11 exons. Gene Ontology annotation, biological process: animal organ morphogenesis; positive regulation of transcription by RNA polymerase II. Gene Ontology annotation, molecular function: peroxisome proliferator activated receptor binding; chromatin binding; DNA binding. The coding region runs from base 4597 to 9066 and encodes 1489 amino acids. NCBI's taxonomy places the organism in Eukaryota, Metazoa, Chordata, Aves, Passeriformes, Passeridae. Gene Ontology annotation, cellular component: PR-DUB complex. The record is from RefSeq and is a predicted model, not a curated record.
UCCAGGGAGGGGGCGCGGGGGCUCCGCCGUGCCUCAGGGCCUCCCCGCCGCGUCCGGCCCCUCCCCGAGUAACGGGGCCGGCGGCGCCGCCAUCGCUUCUGAGGGGGCGAAAGCGGGGGCCGGGUCCGCCUGGAGGGCGCGGGCGGUGUUGCCGGUUCCCCGCCCGGUCCCGCGGCUUCCCGCGGUUCCCCCAGCGGCCGCUGUGGCCGGGCUCUCCUGCACGGUUGUUUUUCUUCCUCAGCCCGGUGCGAAGGAGAUGCGCCCCGGGGCGGUGCGAGCGCGGGCCCCGGCCCUCCGUGGCGAGCUGCCCCCGCCGGGGGUCCCAGCGGCCUCCGCCGCCUCCCGCCGGGCGGGGCUGCGGCGGGGCCCGGAGGUGCCGCCGUCCCGCAGCGGUUCCGUGCCGGGCAGGGCUGCGAGGACGGUUCCGCUCAUUUUCUUCCUUUCAGAUGAUUUUAAAGCUCCGUGGGAGGAACCGGAGCCUUCGGAGAGGGCACGGCCGCUGUCAGAAGUUUGUGGUUUAAUUACCGAGGGUGCGGGGUCCUUCUGUGCACCGGCAGCGCCCGGGGGCCGGCGGAGUGUGCCGGGCUGCUGUAGCAGCAGCUGGGCUGAACAUCCCUGAAUCAGCCCGUAUUUGGUCACUUUUGGGUUUAGGAGACGUGGCCAUUGAGAUGUCUCAGUCCUUUUGUCUUAAAGAAUCUCCUUGUGGAAGGCUUCAAGUUGCAAGCCCAGCUCUGCUCUGGCGGUGUCUGUGGCAAUGCCACUGUCAUUGCACCGAUGCACUGGGAGGAAGGUGGCUUCCAUCUGUGAAGGCUUUGAGCUGGAUCUGUCUUGAACCUCCGUUAUGAAGUCGUAAAUCUAAAAAAUAUAAAUAACUUCAGUGUCUGUCAGGGAGCUAGUCAGAGGUUUGAUUUAAGGACUGCCUGCCGAGGUGUUUAGGCUGGCUGGCAUUUGGGUGGAAGGAGCUGGCUCUCUGCUGGUGACCCAGUGACACAGGUACAGCAGUGCCAGGCAUGGAGUGAGGGAUGAUCCAGCUACUAUGUGAAUGGAUCCUGCCGUUCCUCCCCACAGCCCUGUCAGUGGUGUACAGCUUGUGAGGAUACUUGUGUUCCCUCUGUGUAGCCCCUGGACUUCUGCCGAAGUGGAUUUAUAGGGCUUGAGGGUGGUUUGUUUCCUUGUUUUUUCUCUUGUGUUUGUUUUGGUUUUGCUAGCCCAGGUUAUGCAUUGAAGCAUGUAAACAUUCAGAAGGAACAGUGUGGGUGAGUCCAAUGAGGCUCAUGUCUUGUACUGAGGAUGUUCAGGAUAACUCUUGGUGCUUCUGAGUAAGAUUUUUUUGGCUAUUGGAGUGUUUUCUUACUGCUUGCCAGGAGAAAACCUAAUCAGACAAGCAUCUGACUUCCAGCAACUUGCAUCAUCUUUUGUGUGUAAAUUAUAAUAUUUUAGACCCAUGUGGCUUUGCUUGAAAAACUGGAGAAGAGCAUAAGGCAGCUACUGUGGAACUUCACAGCAGGAGCUUGGUGGUCUCAUUCUCCAUCCUGCAUUUCUUCUUAGGAUCCAGGUUCUUUGAACCAGGUGUGUCACUGCAGAUGGCAGGGAUGCUUUUCUGGCAGGUGACCCUGGGGGCAGAGGCUGUACUAUGUGACCUUGCACAAAGUCAGCUCAUUCAAACAUCCUGAGCUCUGACAGGUAAAAAAAAAUCAGAAUUUAUAGGAUGCCCAAAGCAGCACAUGAGACUGUAAGUCUAAAGCAGUCACCUAAUACACCUCAUCACCCUUGUGUGGUGGGGAAGGCAUUUCUUCACACAGUUCCUCUCACCUGUCUUCUGGCCAGGACCUCGGGCACAGUGGGUGCAUGAGAUGUCUAAGCCUCAGCAGCAUCUUAGAGCCAUUGAUGAACCAGAAAUAGAACGAUCUCAUACUAGAUUAUCCACUUAAAGAGACCUACAGUUGCGUAGCUGCACUUCCAGCUUGCAGGACUGAUUGUAAAUCCACUAAAAAUAGAUCUUUAUUUCACACUAGGCUUACACAUGCUCCCUGUCAAAAUGCUUUUAAUUUCCCUCUCUGACGUGUGCUGGUGUAUUUUGUAUUCUGCUCAACGUUUCUGAGAAUCACAGGCAAAAAUGUUCUUCAGUGUUGCUCCUCCUACAGAGCUAAAACUCUACACGUUCCAUAAAAUAAACUUUAAAGGUUCAUCUGGAUGCCCAAAGCCAUGGCAGGAUCCCACAAGUGCUGUCAGAGCUAGAUGACCAGUAAAUUGGGGAAGUCAUGUAAACUUCCAUAAUUAGGGGCACAGGAACCCUCAGCUACCACUGCUGUGAAUAGUGGAGGGGGGGAAAUUCUGUUUUGGGGGUAAAGAAUAGCCAGUGUUGAAGUUGUAGCUCUGGGUGGAGGGCUGAUGUGGUGCUGGGAGUGUCAGGCUGGGGAGGGAUAGAAGGGGCAGUGCUGGAGACUGGGAUUUGGUGUCUGAAGCUUGCAGGAUCCUCUCCUCCAGUUCUUCCAUUAAGUGCUCUGUAUACUUAAUACAGCUCUUGAUUGGAAAUUGUUCCCCUGAGCAUAGAUUCUUUUAUCCGUAUGUAAAUGCUCCUUUGUGCUCAGUUUUAGGCCACAUACUUCACUUGCUGUGUCUGUCACUGGAGAGAGGUUUGAAUAAUUCCCUGAUUUUUUGGAACAGACGUGUUGUAUUUUGCAGAUCUCGCUGGGCUCGGGAGCAAUGAGUUUCCCCGUGUCAGCUGUCUGCAGCCUUUGAGUGAUGGGGUGACAGCUCAGGAGGGAGGCAUGGAGACCUUGUAACCUAUGGAGGGAGGAAAAAGUGUGAUGGAGCUGUAUGGAAUUUAAUUAGUUUACUCUCUCUGAAUAGGGCUCAUCACUUGUUUUGGUUUUUCUUCACACUCUUUGUGUUUUCAUUGGGUUUUAACUCAAGUCAGUUUUCUAGUUCUCUUCCCCAUGAAGUUCUUACCUCAUUCUCAGAAGCUUGUGAGCUUCAAGCAUCUGCAGAAUACCUGUUGGGUGCAUAUGAUUAGAGAAAUUCCAUUUGUAGAGUCAAGGUUUAGAUUGGAAGGACCUUUAAAGAUCAUCUUGUUCCACCCUCCUGCCACAGUCAGGGGCAGCUUCCACUAGUCCAGGCUGCUCCAAGCCCCAUCCAGCCCAGCCAUAUCAAACAUACAGUUGAAGGGCAGAACUGCACUUGGGUUUUUCAUUACUUGUGGAGGGCGGAGAUGGUCUGAGGUGCAAACGUUGGCCUGCACAGCUUUGGGGUGAUUUUGCUCGUGUCCCAUUGGCGUGGCUGCUGCAGUGACUCACUUCUAGAUCUUACUGGUAGAAAUGGGGCGUCUGGGUCCUUCCUCUGGCUUCCCACACGAGUCAGACCGAGAGACAGCGCCGUGUUGCUGACGCCUAAAACGUGGGGACAGAUGACACCAGGGCUGUGCACCGUGUGGCCGUGAUGCUGGGGGAAUUUAGACCAUGGUUAUGAAGAAGUUCCUGAAUGAAUUCCUGUUGCUGCUUUCCAUGCCUGUUCCAGGCCAUGGCCUGUGCCUGUCUCAGGCUCUUUUUGCUCGUGGCCCCGGGUCUGUGGAGCUGGGUGCCUUUGCAUUCCAAGAGCAGCACUGUCUGCUGCCGGGAAGGCGCAGGAGCCGGCGCGUGGUCGGCAGCUGUAGGGUAAUCUGCUCCCAAAGAAACUGAGUGGUUUACAUCUACUGCAGCUUAUUUUUGCUCAUUGUUUCCUGUUUAUGUGGAUAAUCUUCUUAUCCACAGAAAUGUCCGGUCCUCUCUUUGAAUCCUUGAGUUUUUGCUUGUAGACAUUUCGGAGCAGUAAGUUCCACAGGCUUAAAAAAAAAUAAAGUAAUAACCUCUUUACUUUGUAUAUAAGUUACAAUUCUAUUCUUGUUAUGAUAUAUGAAAGGAUGAGUUGUUAUUUAUUGUGUUGCCUUUUAAUAUCUGAUUUUCUUCAUUUUAUGUCAAAGGCAAGCACUCUUAAGUCUUUUUAGUGUCUCUAGGCAAUUUUUUUUCCCAAAUCCUUUACUGAUUUUUUGUCCUUUUCUGAAUUCUGUCCUUCUCUGACAUGAAUUCUGACUCUAAACUUGUGGUUCCCUUCCUGGGAUGGAGUGAAGAUGAAAUGAAUGCAGUAAUCUGAGGAAGGUACAGUAUUGGAUUGUAUAGCUGCACAGCAAUACUUUUAGUGACAAAAAACGACUGGAUGCUUUGUGGAGAGGUAGGAAAAGGGUUUACAUUGUUACGGGUCACCACUCUUCAGUUUGGAAGGUUUAUGUGGCAGCAGCUCCAUCUAUUGUAUAGUGAAGUCUGGUAAAGCUUCCAUGGGGUGGGGUCAAGGCCAAAUUCUGCUGCUUUUUCUCCUCCAUGUUUGUAUUUCUUGGGGAAGAGAUGAAGGUGAAGUCUUUUGUGGCUUUGAUCCAUGUUCACCAGGAUCUUGAGGUAGCCUGAAAUUUUACUGUGUCUUUGCAGGUGCAUCAAUUUUGAGGGUGCACAUUAUUGGGUCGGGGCCACAGCUGAUGGAGUAGUUCUGAGAAUGCAGAAGGCAAUUCUGUAAUGACACUUGGUCUUUCUGUCUUUUCAGGUGCUGGAAAAUUACUCAGAUGCUCCUAUGACCCCAAAACAGAUUCUGCAGGUCAUAGAGGCUGAAGGUCUAAAGGAAAUGAGUGGCACAUCUCCCCUGGCCUGCCUCAACGCCAUGCUCCACUCCAAUUCCCGGGGAGGGGAUGGGCUCUUCUACAAACUGCCUGGACGCAUCAGCCUUUUCACACUCAAGUGGUCCCGGAACCUGUCAGUGCCAGAAGGGGAGGAGCUGGAGGACACAGCAGAUGCAGAAAGCUGUGGGUCCAACGAAGCCAGCACUGUGAGUGGUGACAACGAUGUGUCUCUUGAUGAAACUUCUUCUAACGCCUCAUGUUCCACUGAAUCUCAGAGCAAGGGACCUGCUACCAGGGAGAGCUACAGAACUGCUUCCCAGACAACCAAACAGAAGAAAAAGACGGGUGUGAUGCUGCCACGGGUGGUGUUAACCCCACUGAAAGUAAACGGGGCACACAUGGAGUCUGCCUCAGGCUUCACAGGAAGGCACGCUGAUGGGGAGAGCAGCAGCACAUCCAGCAGCAGCAGCAGCUCCUUGGCCCUGUGCAAAACCAGCCUGCGCAGUAGGACAGAGAUAAACAGGGAUCCUCCACAGCUGCUGAGGGGCAUCCGAAAGCCCACGGCUGGACAAAUGAAACGUAACAGGGGUGAGGAUAUUGACUUUGAAACCCCAGGCUCCAUCCUUGUCAACACAAACCUGCGAGCGCUGAUCAACUCCAGGACCUUUAACGCGCUUCCAUCACACUUCCAGCAGCAGCUGCUUUACCUCCUGCCUGAAGUCGAUAGACAGGUGGGGGCUGACGGGCUGAUGCGCCUCAGUGGCAGCGCUCUGAACAACGAGUUCUUCACCCACGCUGCACAGAGCUGGAGGGAGCGGCUCGCUGAUGGUGAAUUCACCCACGAGAUGCAAGUUCGAAUCCGGCAGGAGAUGGAGAAGGAAAAGAGAGUGGAGCAAUGGAAAGAGAAGUUCUUUGAGGACUACUAUGGGCAAAAGUUGGGCUUGACCCAGGAAGAAUCCCAGGCGCAGAAUUCAGUGCAGGAGGACGCUGAGAACAGGACAGAGCUGUCUGUUAAAGGAGAAGCAAGGCUGCCCCGCGGGCCGGCCACGCGCCAGAGGGACGGGCGCUUCCGGAAACGCUCCCGGGCCGACCUGCGGUGCCGGGCCAGGAGGAGCCUGUACAGGCUGAGGGAACCUGAGCACACGGAGACUCCCAAAGAAGCUGCUCCCGUGGGGCCAGAUCCCUCACUUCAUAAAGAGCCAAAGCCUGAGACAGACCUGAAGAAAGAUGAUCUGACCAGCCCCUCGGCUGCAGGAUUGAAGGCAGAGACUACCGAACUGCACCUCUCUCCAGAGACUUCCAAAUCAAACAGCAAAUCAGAAGAUCCAUCAUUGGCAGCUACCAGCAGAAUUCCCAGUUUGCCCCAGGAGAACUCUGCUCAGGAGUCCAAGGAGCAGAAGAGGAAAAGCUUUGAGGAGGCUGCCUCUGCGUCCUUCCCCGAAAAGAAGCCCCGGCUUGAAGAUCGUCAGUCCUUUCGUAACACAAUUGAAAGUGUUCACCCAGAAAAGCCACAGCCUACUAAAGAGGAGCCCAAAGUCCCACCCAUCCGGAUUCAACUUUCACGUAUUAAACCACCCUGGGUGGUUAAAGGUCAGCCCACUUACCAGAUCUGCCCCCGGAUCAUCCCCAGCACGGAGCCCUCCGGCCGGGGCCGCCCCGGGGCCCGGACCCUCGCAGACAUUAAGGCCCGUGCUCUGCAAGCCCGAGCCCAGCGCGAAGCCGCCACCGCCGCCAUCGGAGGAGGGGGUGGCCCUGGUGGGGGGAGAGGCACCGACGAAGGAGGCGGUGGAGGAGAAUCCAGCGGCCGUUCCCAGCACAGGAGAUCCAAGAGAGCUCACGGAAAACGUGCGUCAGAUCUACAGCGAGCACAACUACAGCUGUCUGUUCAUCUGAGCGGAGGGAAGGCUGACUCCAAAGGGGCUGCUCAGGAAGCCAGCGUGAAUUCCUGCCUCUCUUCCAGACAAGAUCACUCUUCCUCAAAAAGCGAAAGGAGCAGCAUUCCGGGCUGUGCCACGGGGUCAGGGGACAGUCAGCCUGGUGAUGGGUCACCCAGGAGACCGUUCUGUGGUUCUCUGACUGUGUCAUCCUUGGACAGUGCAACUCCUGAGAGGCAGAAGGAGAGUCCUGAGCAGCUGCUCCAUGACCCAAGGACCGAGCUCCCAUCUUGUGCUGCAUCACAGGAGAGCACAAAGCUGGGAUGUGUGGUUCCUGUGGUGACCAAUCCGUCGUGUUCUGGGGGGCAGGGAGCUGGGGUCAGUCCCACGGGACACAGGGCUGUGGUGGAACUCGGAGAUGUUGGUGCUCCCACCAUACAGCUGGAUUAUCCUGAUGUAAAGCAAAAUUCCUCCAGUUGUCCUUUUCCACCAGAAUUGUCAUCGGGUGUCACAGAACGCCAUGAUCCCGACAAGGUGUCUGGUUUUAGAUAUAACAACUCCCAAACAUUUCUGGAAAAACGUGUUGCUGAUAAUACCUCCAAAACGGUGACUGUUGGAGUGAAGAAAGCGAUCCCUGCAGUGUGUGAUGCUGCACAGCUGCAGGCAGGGAAAGGCAGUGAUGGCAAACUGAGCAAUGAGGAACAAAAGGCAGAGGCUCUACUGCAGCUCUCUGUGCAUGGUGACUUUAUUUCUCAGAAUAGGAUAGAUACCUCUGAAAAACUCCUGCAGCCACGGGAGAGGUGCCCCAGAACCGAACCGGAAAACGCACAUCAGCCCCUGGGAGAGACUCAGGAACUGAAGAGAAGUGGAGAUGAAGAAAUACAGAGUACACACAGUGAAACAACAGACACUGCUUCCGAUUGGGAAGGGGACAUGGCUGAUGAGAAUGUGGAGGUGGAGAUGUGUUUCAGAAGUGUCAGCUGUAGGGAGGUGGCUGAGAAAGGCUCUUCCUGUCACAGCAGCAGUGAGAAGCGCAAUGGGAUUAGGUCAAAACUGUCUGUGGAGACAGAGAGUCUGGCCUGUUCUGGGGACUUGGCUGCACCCCCACCUCAGAGGUGGGGACCCCAGAAAGCCGAGUGUCCGGCCAGCUCUGCUCGGCCCGUGUCCUCCAUCGAGACCAACAACCCUUUGGUGAUGCAGUUGCUGAAGGGGAAGCUUCCACUGGAAGAAGUUCUCCCAGUGUCACAUGUCAACAUCAAGCUGGAAAUUGCACAGCCAGUGCUGCAGAAGCAGUCAGAAAGCCUCUCCCUGCAACUGGACAGAAGCAGUGGUCACUAUUUUGGCAAAGAAUCUUCUCCAGAUGUAGGAAUAAAGACGAGUGCCCAAAGCAGGAGCGAUGAUGUUCACUCAGUGAGAUCUUCCAUAGAUCCCCAGGAAAAAACCUGUGGAUCAGGAGCAGCAUUGCCUAGAGCAGAGGGUGCAGAGGAUCAGGUGGUCCCAGAAAAACAUUCCAAAGUUGGUUCGACUUUAAGCUGCCAAGACCAACUGGCAAACGUGGCAAGUGCCUCUCUGAAGUCUGAAGAUGCGGACCCUCGGGAAAGAACAUUUUCUUCCUGUAGCUUUGAGGAGCAGAAGGAGUUGCCCAAGGUCCACCGGAUGCCACAGCACAACCCAUUAGCAAGUGUCACAGCAAGUAAAAGCCCAGAGAAGCUGAAUGCCUCUACAGAGCCUCGGUUUUUAUCUCCAGGUGUAACUUCUCUUGGACCAAACCAGACAGGAGGUGCAUUAGUCAAUAAAAAUUAUGGUGGGGUUCAAGGCAAAAAGCUCUUUGGUUCUGGUUUUCCUUCCAGCCCCAGCGUGAGACUGCAUCACUCCAGGGCUUUGGAACACAGUUCAGCCAUGGAAACCUUGUCCCCUGGCAAACAGAUUCCCUUGGACAAGGGCUGUGCAUUGGGAGAAGGAAUCCCAGCUGCCAGGGAGGAAUGGACUUCAAAGCAGCACAGCAGCAACCCUGGAGGGAUCAGAAGUGAGAAGGUGCUGGUGUGUGGCAGCCCAGCCAAGAGUAAUGCAGAGAACCAGGGGGAUGUGGCCCAGCAGCCCACGGAACUGGCGGGGCACACACAGAGAGAGCCACUGGUCAUGGACUGGCCCUUCUUUAAGUUUUCAAGGGAUCCAGGAAAAGGACAGUGUCACCCUUUGGAGCCUUCAUCCAUCCCCUCUCAGCUCAAUAUCAAGCAAGCGUUUUAUGGGAAGCUUUCAAAGCUGCAGCUUAAUUCCACCAGCUUUAAUUAUUCAUCCAACACUCCGGCUUUCCCCCGAGGCCUUGCUGGGAGCGUGGUGCAGCUCACCCACAAAGCGAACUUUGCUGCGAGCCGGAACACGGCCCUGGCUGUGCAGAUGUUUGCUGACAGCAGCAGCGUCGACGAGAUCUCGUUCCAGUGCUCGUGCAGCCUCAAAGCCAUGAUCAUGUGCAAAGGCUGCGGCGCCUUCUGCCACGACGACUGUAUAGGACCCUCUAAGCUCUGUGUAUUGUGCCUUGUGGUGAGAUAAUAAAUUAUGGCCAUGGGACAGGUUGUAUAUUCAGUGUGUGUAUUUUGAUAAGGACUGAUCCUAACGCCUGUACACAAAGUACACAAAGUACUCUCUGUUCAUAGUAGAAACGCUGUUACACUUUGUUUUGGUGAGGAACGUUGAGCUGCCUUCCCACGGAGGUCGACAGUGCAGAGCUCAUUCCUGCUGAUGGCGACACCCUGCUCUGGGUGGGCUGUGUCCCAUGGGAGCGAUCCUGCUGCUUCCUGCUGUCAUGGAAAUUCCAGCUGUGCUCUGGUAUCGCACUGAGGCUGACGCCGGGGGGAGAGGCCGUUCGCUGUGGCAAUCCCUGGACCUUCUGUGGAGGAAAUCCUUACAUCCAAAGGAACUGGAAGAUGGUAUUUGCUAUUUCAGGGCUGCACAAGGUGAGGCCCUACAGUCUUCCACUCUCCCUUUCUGCCAUCUCCAUUCCCGGUUUGUGUGGGAAGUGCUGCUGUGCAGUGAGUGUAAGCAGAAGAGCUGCCCUGCAGGGAUGGUCCCAUGUAGUCGUUGGAUGCUGCAGCAGGAUGUGGUGCCCAGGGAUGUGCUCUGCAGGUGGUUCUGGAGCCGUGUACAGCCCACCACGGGCCACAUGGAACCCACGUGGAGAAUGCAAGAAGAGGAAAAAAAAUCUCGGGGCAAGUGCCAAGCAAAUGCCUUCUGCUGGCCUGCAGGAAGCUGUGUGGCCAGGGAACUGUUCCUGGCUGAACUGGCCCAGCGGCUGUGCCUGCCUCCUUUGGCCAACUUCCACAAACUGCUGUGGAACACUGGAGGUUCCCUGGAGCUCAGUGAUCGGGUCAGUGAGCUCUGCACUGCAGCUUUGUGGUGAGGACCUGAAACCCCACAGCAGCUGAGCACCUGCGAGCAUCGAGCUGUGCAUCUGUGUGACCAUCACCUAACAUUUAAAGCAGUGUUCUUUCCUCUUUUUUAUUUUCCUUUUUUUUUAUAUAUUUUCAUUAUUGGAUGUAUAAAGUGAGUUAUUUGGCUCCUGUAAGUAUCCUCUCUGCAUCUGUUUGAUCAUAUAUUUAUAUGUUGUACACAGUACUGGCCAACUCUGUAAAUGGAUGUAAUGUACAUAGAGCAUAAAGGGGUCUUUUUUUUUCCUUGGAUUUCCAGGCUCUACAGCAGUAUUGCAUUAAAGUGGUGUUAGUUAUUGUCAGAGCCACUGUAUUCCGUCUUGCCUGACGUGAGGCUCACCACACUGGGGUCUUGGUUCCAGCAGCCUCCCCGUGCCCGAGGUGCCUGGGUGGACUGUGCUGAGCAGGCUCAAGGAUGACCAGGUGGGAUUUGCUGAGCCGAGCUCACUCCCCGAUUGCUCAUUUUAGCUCUUGCCAGUUGUUGCUGCACCUGAGCUCCCAGGGCAUGGCUGUACCUGCACUGCAAGGAGGUGAAUGAACAUCCAUGUGCAUCCAGAGAGGGAGAGCAAAACUGCAAUUCUCUUCCUCUUUGGAGCAAUUCCUAAGCAAGAGUUAAUUGCUUCAGUGAGGGGGAGAAGCCGCUGGCUUAUUCAAGCGGGCAGUAGCAAGAAUUUUAGGGAGUUUAUUUUCAUUUUUUUCUUCUCGUCCCUUUUCCAGCUCCAUCCUACCUCCCUUCACCAUGCACUUUCUUUCAGCCGUGCAAGUUCCUUUUUCAGCCACAAUCGUGAGGGGUGGAACAAGUUCAGUCCCUGAGAUGUUUUUUAUCCUCAAUGCAUCCACCAGCCUCAUCCCACGAGAAUGAGAGCCCGGUGCAGCGGCACCCCGGCCUGGGCAGGGCUGCGGUGCCCCUGGGGGCGAGCAGAGGUGUGGAACCUGCUUACCAAAGAUGGGGAGCGGAGCAGGGGGCUGGCUCUGCCUCCUGGGGGGCCACUGCAGUGUUCAGCUCGGACUGGUCUGGGGGGCAGAGCCCUCGGGGGGGCCUGCUCGUGUCUGUCCCUUGUGCUAUUGGAAAAAUAAACACUGUAAAAUCUG